ACUCCCUGCCACCACGACGCCCUCUGCCAUCUUUUGCAUCUGGCCGGCGAUAUUCGACCGCGAACGUCGUCCCUCAAGCACUCGCGUUUUCCCGUUCGCAUCACACCUUCGCUUUUGCGUCCGCCACCUGCGUCUAACUCGCUAUCUUUUCGUCUCUCACCAUGGCUGACCGUGACCAGCCCUACGAUCCCUAUAUCCCAUCGAAUUCCAACCAAAAUGGAGGAGGAACAAGCGGGAACCAGAGAACUGCUGCGUUGCAAGCGCAAAUCGAUGAUACCGUCGGAGUGAUGCGAGAAAAUAUCAACAAAGUCUCACAGCGUGGCGAACGUUUGGAUUCGCUUCAGGACAAGACGGACAAUCUCGCUGUUUCCGCUCAGGGCUUCCGCCGCGGUGCCAACCGGGUCCGUAAGCAGAUGUGGUGGAAAGACUUCAAGAUGCGGAUAUGUUUGAUUGUCGGAAUCAUCCUCCUGCUGGUAGUCAUUAUUGUCCCAGCUGUCGUUGCGACCAAGGGGAAAUGAGUUUCCCGUUUCCCGUAUCUUACCCUGCUCUUCCCUUCUCACCGCGCUUCAAUAAAACCCCACCGUUACGAUUUACAUAAAGAUUUCAAAAAAUCUGCUCUUAGCUACGGUGCCUGCGACCUUCAGUGCGUGCGCGGUUCCCCUCGCUCCCUCUUGUCCUCUCUUGCGCUCUCAUCUUUCCGGUCCCUUUUCUGCCCCUUUAUAAUUGAGCUACGAAUCCUCUGGUGUUUUUGCUUUAGUUCCUCGAUCACGGGUCUAGCUUGGGGAAAUGGGCCUUGUAAAUGAUACUCUGGUGAUUGUAACUGUCGGUUUGCGAUGCUUCUGCUAUAGGACUUGUUUUAAUGACUCAUUAGCUUUC
Messenger RNA from Coccidioides posadasii C735 delta SOWgp, 876 nucleotides. RefSeq names its product SNAP receptor, synaptobrevin (gene SYB1). Gene Ontology annotation, cellular component: plasma membrane; SNARE complex. NCBI's taxonomy places the organism in Eukaryota, Fungi, Ascomycota, Eurotiomycetes, Onygenales, Onygenaceae. Gene Ontology annotation, molecular function: SNAP receptor activity; syntaxin binding. The record is from RefSeq and is a predicted model, not a curated record. Gene Ontology annotation, biological process: vesicle-mediated transport; vesicle fusion.